AUGGAGAUUACGAAAUCUCGAGGAUACAAGGAUUUCUUGUGGGCAGUUAAUCUACAUCGUUUUGGAUUUGAAAUAUUGGGCUUGUGGCCUAAACCUAACAAAUGUACUAAGAAAAGUUUGUGGCCAGAAAUUUGGGUCGGCAUCAUUUUUAUUUUAUUAAUAUUUGUUUCUAAUGUUCCGAUGAUAUAUGCAGUUAUAGAAGUUUGGGGUAAUAUGGUACUUGUAAUAGAUCAUUUACAUACAACGUUACCUCAACUGAUAAUAUCAGUGAGAUACAUCAUCAUGCGACAGAAACAAACAGUUGUAUUGUCAAUUGUAAACAUGAUGGCGGAAGAUUGGGUAGUAUUGAAGCAAGAUAGAGAAAGAAAUGUGAUGAUAAAACGAGCACAAACAGCACGAUUAAUUAUGAUGAUUGGAUAUGUUGUCAUGAUAAUAGCGGUUCUCGCAGUAAUCAUUCCACCUUGUUUUGGCAUUCCAGUAAUAUAUGUAAUAACGAAUUUCACGGAUGUGAGCAAACCGUUACCAUUGAAGACGUAUCAUUUUUACAAUACAGAUAAAAGUCCGCAAUUUGAAUUGACAUUUUUCAUUCAUAGCUUUACAACCUUUUUAGGAGGUUUCAUUUACAUGUGUGUAGAUAUUUUUCUAAUUUUAAUAAUUCUUCACAUUUGUGGCCAGUUAGAAAACUUUAGAUGCCGAUUAAUUGAUUUGAUUUCAUGCAAAAAUUACAAUGAAGUUUUAAACAACAUCAUAGAAAUCCAUUUACGUCUUAUCAGGUAUGAAUUUUUAUUGUGA
Mycetomoellerius zeteki is the source of this 792-nucleotide messenger RNA. RefSeq lists its product as uncharacterized. Gene Ontology annotation, cellular component: plasma membrane. Bases 1 to 792 code for a protein of 263 amino acids. The record is from RefSeq and is a predicted model, not a curated record. The transcript has 3 exons. Gene Ontology annotation, molecular function: odorant binding; olfactory receptor activity. Lineage: Eukaryota; Metazoa; Arthropoda; Insecta; Hymenoptera; Formicidae. Gene Ontology annotation, biological process: detection of chemical stimulus involved in sensory perception of smell; sensory perception of smell.